Salvia splendens (bonfire salvia) is the source of this 744-nucleotide messenger RNA. RefSeq lists its product as uncharacterized. NCBI's taxonomy places the organism in Eukaryota, Viridiplantae, Streptophyta, Magnoliopsida, Lamiales, Lamiaceae. Gene Ontology annotation, molecular function: protein dimerization activity. The record is from RefSeq and is a predicted model, not a curated record. Bases 1 to 744 code for a protein of 247 amino acids. The transcript has 3 exons.
AUGAAGCAGUUGGAAAUUUACAAAGCUGCAGCAGGCUUAUUUGCUUCAGAUAUUGCAAAAGAGCAAAUAAAUGAGAUGCCUCCUGCUGAUUGGUGGAGUUUACAUGGCGCCUCAGCGCCGCUAUUGCAAAAAUUCGCGCUGAAGGUUUUAAGCUUGACUUGUAGUGCUUCCGGGUGUGAGCGCAAUUGGAGUGUUUUUGAGCAGAUUCAUUCGAAAAAGAGAAAUAGGCUCGAGCAUCAAAAGAUGCAUGAUUUGGUUUACGUAAAAUAUAACCAAAAAUUGAAUGAGAGAUACGACAAAAGACAUACACUCGAUCCUAUUUCACUCGAUUACAUUGAUCACUGUAAUGAGUGGUUGGUUGGAGAGUUGGAUGGUGCUAAUGGUGAAGGCAGUGAUAGAGUUUUUGAUGGAGAUUCACUUGAUUGGGAUACUGUCUACGAGUCGUCGGGGAUUGGAGAGCCUAUCACAUAUACUAGGUCUAAGAAAAGAAAAGAAGCUUCUACAUCAUCAAGUUCUAGGAAAGCCUCAAGCACCACAACCACAUCUAGAAAAGGGAAAGGCCAAUUAGGGAAAGGCAGAUUGGCGACAGUGAUUGAAGAAAGAGAGCUUGUGGAUGAAGAAUUGGAAGAUGAAGAAGUUGGGGAUGAAGAAGAAGGAUCUACUUCGUUGGAGGACGAUGAUAUCGAUGAGGAUGAGGAUAACUAUCUUGUGGAGGAUGACUAUGUUGGGGAUGGUGAUGAUUGA